This is a messenger RNA of Symbiodinium sp. CCMP2456, 1395 nucleotides long. The record is from the annotation of a GenBank genome assembly. Lineage: Eukaryota; Dinophyceae; Suessiales; Symbiodiniaceae.
AUGGUGGCCGGUUCAGCAGCUGCACGGCAGAAGGCCAAGCUGGCUGACUUGGCGGUUUCCAAAGCUGAAAGACGCCUCGUCGGCCUGGCAGGUGACAGGGACAUCGUGGCCAACAGCACCAACAAAGUCGCGGUGCUGGUUUGGAAGUCUCCCUGCAAUCCAGUGCAACGAGCUCACCUCGACCUUUUUCAGAGGGCACGGCAGCUGGUGGAACGAACAGCUCGGAUACCAGUUGCGGCAGCAUACCUCGCUCCCGAAGCAGAAGCACCGGAGUGUUCAUGCCUCCCCUUUGCCAUUCGUACUGUUUUGUGCCGGCUGGCAUGUGAGGAGUCCGACUUCGUAGAAACUUGUGCUUGGGGGUGGGACAUCUCCCGAACAAGCGAGAGGAUUAUUCAGCAGCUGACCGCGAAACUGUCCUGGAGUGGAGGUCUGCAUUGGGAGUUCCAACCGUGGUGCCUCAUCACCGGGUUGCACGCCACAGAUGACAGGGCAUAUCACGAUAUGCCUGUUGUAUGUAUGGGCCCGACAGUUGAGUCACCAGCGCCUUGUACUGUGACAGACUUGGAAGCUCGAAUCCGCCGGGUGCGCCGGCGCAGCUACGAGCAUCAUCCCACGGUCCUCCUGCCCACACGGCAUGAAACAGAAGUCCCCGAGAGCCUCGCGGAGCAGGAGCAGCGCCUUCAGCAACUGCUCAUCAGCUCAGACUGGGAGCAGCUCUCUGAGUCUGGACUGGUCUCCCCGAAGGUGCUGGAGGCCUUGCGCCGCGCUCUGCUGGACCCUGCAGAAACGGACUUCCAGUUUUUUCCGGGCCUGAACGAGACCGAUGACCAAUGGGCUGCCCUCGAGCUCGAGCAGCUCGACACCAAAAAGAGCGCCCGGCCGGACCAAGGCCUCAGCCAGAGCCAGGAUGCUUUCAAGAAAGGCCGGCUGCAUUUCACUACAGGCGAGGCGGCGAAGGCCUCUCAGAGCAGCGGUCGCAAAGUGAUCGCACACCUUUGCAAUGAUCAAGGGAACGGAGGACGCGGUUAUUUCCAGGCCAUAAAGAAGACUUGGGGAAGCGUGCCUUCACGGCAGUAUUUCGAGUGGCACCGAGACCGUAAGUUGGAGUCUGUCGAGAAUCGGUUCCGGCUUGGGGCCGCACAGUUCGUUCAGGUGAGCCCGCUGGUGGAGGUUGCCAACUUGAUCGUGCUUCAGGGAAGCAGGAGCGGUUCCAAAGGCGGCCCAUUGCGCUUGGAGGCUCUGGAAGAAGCCUUGGAGGCUUUGGCGAGCCACGCCGCCACGCAGGGAGCAUCUGUUCACAUGCAGGCCUCCGGAGCUGGAGCGAUGGACAAGCUUGUGAAGCUUCUGAGGGAGGCUGCCCAGAAGCAUCACAUCGACAUUUUUGUGUACAAGUGA